GCAAAGUGACGUACGGUUUUGUGGUAUUGGUAUGUUCUAUUGGAUUGCUUGAAUUCCUUGGAUUUGAGUGUGUUGGAUUUACAUACGUAUACAGUUCAGUUGUUGAUGUGUACAACCGCUAUAGCAGGUAGCAGCAGAAGUUGUAGCGUCUUUUAUCAUUAUAUACCACACGGAUCACAGACAGGACACAAGCAGACACAAGGGCUGGCUCUACUGUUAGCUGGAAAUUUUUUCAUUCGUGACAUUGUGCUGUGUGGUGCCUGCUCACAGCCGUAUUGUUUUAUACUUUUUAUUUAAUUACCAACAACAAGUUUAAACAAUUCUGUGAGGAGCAAAUAUAAAACAUCUCGAAAAUGACGUCUCGAUCGGAAAAGGAGCGGACCAAGCAAAUCCAGGAUAAAUGUCAGGAUCUUCUAACUCAAAUGCUACGGGACGAAGAUAACAAAUAUUGUGUAGAUUGUGAUGCUAAAGGACCAAGAUGGGCCAGCUGGAAUCUUGGAAUAUUUCUUUGCAUCAGAUGUGCUGGUAUUCACCGAAAUCUUGGAGUUCACAUUAGCAAAGUUAAGUCUGUAAAUUUGGAUACUUGGACUCCGGAACAAGUUGUGAGUCUUCAACAAAUGGGAAAUUCUCGAGCUCGUGCUGUCUAUGAAGCUAAUUUACCAGACACUUUUCGACGACCUCAAACAGAUUGCAGUCUUGAAAGUUUUAUACGUGCUAAAUAUGAACAUAAGAAGUAUAUUGCGCGUGAAUGGGUACCACCAACAAUGCCAAAAGUUAACUGGGAAAAAGAGCUAGAUGAGGAGGCUGAAAAACAGCGGCGACGAAAGAAGGAAAGUAUUAAAACUAAUGUAAAUCAAAAUCCAUUGCCGCCAGUUAAAAAACCUGAAGUUAUGCCACAAUUGCCAAAGCCCGGUAGUUCAAUAAGUCCAAAAGUAGGUUCGAAAUCAAACAUCAGUACAGCAACCCUGGAUUUACUGGGACUCGACAGUCCGUCUGCUCAAUCAACAAACUCAAAUAAUUCCGGUGAUGAUAUAUUUUCGUCAUUUUUGUCUGCAACCCCUGCAACCCCUGCAACAUCAUCAUUGACAUCUGAAAGUGUUGUUAAUGGUAUUAGUAGUAGUAGUAAUACUACUAAUAAUAAUAAUAAUAAUAGUAGUAAUAGUAAUAGCAAUAGUAAUUCAGCAGAAAGUACUUUGAGUAAUACUGAGGCGAGUAAAGCCGAUGAGGAAAGUUUUUUCAAUCAACCAGCACCGAGUCAAGAGGAAAAAAGUAAAAUGACCAAAGACAGUAUUCUCGCCCUCUAUGGAAAUCAAACACAGCACCAGCAACAGCAACAACAACAGCAACAGCAACCGGUUUACGGUCUUUUUGCUCAGCAAGUUCCUGGAAUACAACAAUUUCCUCAAUCAUUCUCUGGCGUCGGAGUGUUUGGUCAGCAAGCUAAUUUUAUCGGUCAACCAUCUCAACCACAACAACAACAACAACAACAACCACAGCAACAAAACAAUCUGGUUAUGGGUUCUAUGAUACAACACAACAGUGUACCUCCUCAGCACGGUAUUGCUAUCUCCAAUCACCACAUUAAUUUAUCAACGAAUCCCAUGGGCCUUGUAGCUGCAAAUAAUCAAUUGGGAGGAUUACAAAUGGCUUCGAUUAACCAAAUCGCCAGUGUACCCAAUCCAGCGAUGCUCAUGCAAGCACAAGUUGGUGACAAUAACUUGCCUGUAAUGACUUCGCAGAUGGUACAAAUAGCACCAACUAAUAUUAUGAGUAAUAAUGGAUGGAGUAACAUGUUAACAACACAAAAUAUUCAACCGGCACCGGGGAGUAACCCAUUCUUUAAUUUGGCUUCACAAACCGCUACUAAUAAUACUUUCUCGUCACAGUUGUCUCAGCAGAUGUCUCAAAUGUCCUUGGGUGGAUUGGUGGGAAAGCCAGCACCUGCUACACUGCCUGGUCAAACGCUCUCGACCAACUUAUGGCAGUAACGAUUAAUUUAUUUAGAGUUGGAUUAUUAAUUAAUUCAAUGUUAUGCAAUUGUAUUACUAAAAGUCGAUCCAUUUUAUGAGACUUUAAAUAUACUUUUAAAAUUUUAGCGGCAAGUUUAUGUCUUAACAUUCAUGUUUAAUGACGUAAACAAUAUAUAUCGUCAUACUCGUGUACGCGGUAUUUUGAUAAUUUUAGAACCAAUGUAAAACUAAGCCUAAGAAAAAUAUUAAUAACAAACAAAAAAAGUUUAGCUAAUUCUUAAUUUUUGUUUAGAAAUAUUAAUUUUCGCUAAAAUGUGUUGAAAAAAAAAAAAUGAAAUUAAAAAAAGGUGUAAAUUAUAAAUUAAUUACAUGUAUAAUAAUCAAUAUGUCAUGUGAAAUAUUUAAAAAAAUCAAUAAGAAAAACGAAUGACAGAAAUUCUAUAAUUUUUCAUAGACAAAAAAAUUUCUAUACAAAUAUAUAUUGUGAAUUUGAUUAAUAAUUAUUCUUAGGACAAAAAACAAAAUUAAAGUACUAUAAAAAAAAAAUUUCAUUAUAAAUAAUAUACUUGAUGAUGUAAAUAUUUUUUUGCGAUCACAGCAGAUAAAUAUUGCAAUGAUAUUUUAUUACAUACAUAAAUUAUACGUUAAGAUAAUCCGCCUUAUUGAACUGAACGCAACUGUCUUGGACAAUGAUGUUGAAAGAAUAUUUGUUAUCAAUUUUUUUGCUAUUUUAAUGAUGCAACAUUUUUUAAAUUACAAGUCAAAAAUAUAAAUUGUGGAGUAUCUUGACAAUAAUUUGUUAUUUUUUAUUUUGUUAACCAUUGUUUUUCUACUACUUGAAUGAAUUAUCAAUAAAACGGAAAAGCCUAAUGAUUAAUUGACAUGGAAAUAGUAUUAAAAACAAAUAAUUAAGUAUAUAAUAUGUAUAAAAUGAACCAUUACGGUCAAAUCAUUUGUACAAUAAUCGUAUUAGAGUAAACAGUGAUUUCUUUUGAAAAUAAAAUACUAUUUAAUGUAAAUGUAACUAUUAUUAUUACAAUUCAUUUUAGCGGGUUCUUUUGAAUCGUAGUUUAAAUUAAAGUCAGCAGAGCGCGGUAAAGACUAAAUAUUGACGCAUGCGGAUACUGCCAUGUUACAUACGUCACAUGGUUCUUUCCUUUGACGAGUCUUUUCGCCUUACGCUUUCGUCUGUGUAAGCACGUGAAUUUAAUAAAAAAAUGGACAAGCCAUCAGUUACUGCUCGUGUUAUCAAAAUUUUGGGACGAACUGGAUCCCAGGGACAGUGUACCCAAGUAAAAGUGGAGUUCAUGGACGAAACAAAUCGUCAGAUCAUCCGCAACGUCAAAGGUCCGGUAAGAGAAGGAGACCUCCUAACCUUACUCGAGUCUGAACGUGAAGCCAGAAGAUUGCGAUAAAAACUUUUUAUAUAUUCAACUCAAGAAUCAAAGGUUACCUUCAUCCAGCUCACCAUGUGAUUAUUGAGUAUGUUCAAUUUAAUACCGAA
Molecule: messenger RNA, 3474 nt
Organism: Cotesia glomerata
Lineage: Eukaryota; Metazoa; Arthropoda; Insecta; Hymenoptera; Braconidae
Product: 40S ribosomal protein S28
Exons: 6
Coding region: 354-1988 (544 amino acids)
Biological process (GO): maturation of SSU-rRNA; ribosomal small subunit assembly; translation
Cellular component (GO): cytosolic small ribosomal subunit; ribosome
Molecular function (GO): metal ion binding; GTPase activator activity; structural constituent of ribosome
Source: RefSeq, a predicted model, not a curated record